GACUUUAACUCUUCUUUCUUUACAUUCGAUGAAUGUGUCCAUUAUCUAAACCACACUAGCUACCAUUAACCGCAGCCCCACGAUUUCCAUUCCAUCUUUUCUUCAACACUUUUUCUCACCUUCCUCCUCCUCCUAUGCUCCUUUUUCUUUCAAUUCAAGCACAUAUUGAAAAAAAAUGGAGAACAAUUAUUCCAUGUUGUUUCCUUGUCCUCCUUCUUCAAGCUACACAAUUCCAUCUAGUAGUUUGAAUAAUGGUCAAAGCUCGAAUGCAUUUCUUGGUUUGAAGCCUAGUGAUAAUAAUAUGGAUCAUCAUGAUCAUGAUCAUGAUGAAGAUCAUGUGAAAGAAGAUGAAGGAAGUGUUAAAAAGAAAGGAGAGAAAAAAGCUAAGAAGCCUAAAUAUGCUUUUCAAACUAGGAGUCAAGUUGAUAUACUUGAUGAUGGUUAUAGAUGGAGGAAAUAUGGACAAAAAGCUGUUAAAAACAACAAAUUUCCCAGGAGCUAUUAUAGGUGCACACAUCAAGGGUGCAAUGUAAAGAAACAAGUGCAACGUUUAACCAAAGAUGAGGGAGUAGUGGUGACAACAUAUGAGGGAGUUCAUACUCACCCUAUUGAGAAAACAACUGAUAACUUUGAGCAUAUCUUGAGUCAGAUGCAAAUUUACACUCCCUUUUGAAAUUAACAUCUGCAUAAACUUCUUCAAGUUGAGGCUAUUAGUUUUAGUUCCUCCUUUGAUGCAAAAAUAAAAUCAUGUCAAUAUAUUUAUCUUAGCUUCUUAUUAGACAAUAUUUUAAUUUGUUCUUUUAUUGGAAUAUUAUGUUUAUGUAAUGUAAGUUCAGCAAUCAAGUUUGGCAUGCUGAUAAUCUAUACAUCUUUUAUUCUUUCA
Vicia villosa (hairy vetch) is the source of this 883-nucleotide messenger RNA. RefSeq names its product probable WRKY transcription factor 75. Gene Ontology annotation, biological process: regulation of DNA-templated transcription. Gene Ontology annotation, molecular function: sequence-specific DNA binding; DNA-binding transcription factor activity. NCBI's taxonomy places the organism in Eukaryota, Viridiplantae, Streptophyta, Magnoliopsida, Fabales, Fabaceae. Bases 176 to 673 code for a protein of 165 amino acids. The transcript is spliced from 2 exons. The record is from RefSeq and is a predicted model, not a curated record.